This is a messenger RNA of Pelmatolapia mariae (spotted tilapia), 4011 nucleotides long. Its product is annotated as zeta-sarcoglycan. The record is from RefSeq and is a predicted model, not a curated record. The transcript has 8 exons. Gene Ontology annotation, cellular component: sarcolemma; sarcoglycan complex. Bases 643 to 1608 code for a protein of 321 amino acids. NCBI's taxonomy places the organism in Eukaryota, Metazoa, Chordata, Actinopteri, Cichliformes, Cichlidae. Gene Ontology annotation, biological process: heart contraction; cardiac muscle tissue development.
CUGGCGGUUUGCCGCAUGGAAGUCGCCCAGGCAAGGCAGAAUAUCAUCUCUCUGAGCCGGACGUCUUCUCUCCAUUUGCCCACCUCUGCAAGAGCAGACACAGCACACUCACAUUUACCGGGAUUCCACGGGAUAUAACGGCAUUUAUCCGCUGACCGACUAUCAGGAGAGUCUAAAUCCCGGCUUCAUUCCAGCAGAGGGGCGAUAUUUCUUACUCAGAUGUAACAACACAAAAACACGUAACGGAUCACCAAGUGCGCAAAAGCCGCAGCUUAAAACAUUACGCACGGCGAAUUCUUUUCUUUUUCUAUCUAUUUUCAAAUUCAUCCAUCCAUUCUCUGCACGGACAAACCGGGGACCGGAGGCGGGGGGUACUUCCAUGCUAUGGAGUCCUGAUUUUACCAAGCGACCCAGAGGGAGGCUUGAAACUGAGAAAAUUCGUCGCCGUGCUGGAAUAUUAAUAGCCAAAUCCUAACAAUAAUCAAGGGGAUAUCACAGCAGAGUUUGGGACUCUCGAGAGCACCCCAACUUUUUUUCUUCCUUUUUUUGUUUCCGUUUUUAAUCUCUUUCCCUCUUAUCUUCUCCGCCUGUGGGACUUGUAUUUUCGUGACUGAUUAGCAGUAAGCUACUUCACUUUCUGUCAUGGACCGCUCGACGUCUUUGGAUAUAGAAGCGCUCAAGAUGACCCAGGAGCAGUAUAUCCUUGCAGCACAGCCCAACCCCCUCCACCAGAGAGGGGCUUCAGUUUGUGGUGCGCAGGUUUAUCCAGCAGUGGGAAUCUAUGGCUGGAGAAAGAGAUGCUUGUACUUUUUCAUCCUCCUCCUCCUCGUCACCAUGAUUGUCAACCUGGCACUGACCAUCUGGAUUCUCAAAGUCAUGAACUUCACUCCGGAUGGUAUGGGGAAUCUCCGGGUGACCAAAGAAGGAGUGAGACUUGAAGGAGUGUCAGAAUUCUUAUUGCCUUUAUAUGUGAAAGAGAUCCAGUCUCGUAGGGACAGUCCACUGAUCCUCCAGUCAGACAGAAAUGUGACUGUCAAUGCUCGGAAUGAACAGGGACAACUGACUGGUCAGCUAACUGUGGGUUCAGAAAUGGUGGAGGCUCAGUGUCAGAGGUUUGAGGUGAGGAAUGCUGAUGGAGAGAGAGUUCUGUUCUCUGCAGAUGAAGAAGAGAUCACCAUCGGUACUGAGAAACUCAAAGUCACAGGAAAUGAAGGAGUAGUGUUCAGUCAUUCUGUAGAGACGUCACAUGUAAGAGCAGAACCUUCCCAGGACUUAAAGUUGGAGUCCCCAACUCGGACCCUAACUCUAGAGGCCCCCAGAGGUGUGGAGGUCAGUGCUGGAGUGGGAGAUUUUACGGCGUCUUGUAGAAAAGACCUCCUCUUGCAGUCCUCAGAAGGAGAGAUCUUUCUAGAUGCCAACACUAUCAGACUGGGCAACAUUCCCCUUGGUAGUGCUGUGGAUCCCCUGGAGGGAGCGCCUGCAGGUACCACCUACACCAAACAGACUGUGUACGAGCUUUGUGCCUGUGCUAACGGCAAGCUCUACCUGUCCCCUGCUGAGAAAGGCUCUACUUGCCAAACCACCAGUAACUUUUGUCUCUGGAGCUGAAAGCGGGAGGUCGAAAUACACACGGGACAUAUGGACGAUUGAGUUUGAAGCUAAUGCUAGCCAGCAGACUGAAUCACCAUGGAUUUAUGGCUUGAUGGGAAGCUUUUGCCAGCUAACAGACUGAAUCAGCAUGAACUGUAACAAGGCGAAAAUUUCAUGUCUGUUCACCAAUCAAAUAAUAUGGAUUACAGCUUGGCAGGAAGCUAAUGGUUGCUAACAGGCCAAAUCAACAUAGACUGUAGCUCGGUGUUAAGCUAAUGCCAACUAAAGGACUGAAUCAACAGAGACUAGAGCUUGAGCAAAGCUAAUACCAGCUCACUGGUUGAAUUAAUGUGUUGGUGGGUAGCCAAUGCCAGUCCAGAGCAUGGAUAACUUUGUGGGACACAAAAGCCAACAAGAUCAGCUGAUGGGUUUCAUGCUUAGACCACUCUUGGACAUAUGUGAGCAGUCUCAGUCUGGGGCUGUUGUUGAGUGUCUUUCCCAUUGUUUAAUUGCUGCCAUGAUGAUUGCUGAAGGUCGCAAAGACUUUGGGGUUUUUUUAUGAACAGCAACCUUUGUGUGUUCAGAAAAUAGCCGACAUGUCCUGACAAAACAUACACUUGUUGCUAUAAUAUGAUGAAGGAACACAUAUUUGACAGUGACAUGGACAUGAAAACUUGGUUAUCAGUUGGCUAACAGACAUCAAUGAUGACAUUUGUUUACCCCAGUGGGUAGCUAACAAGAAAAUCAAAAUAUAGUUUUGUCUCUAGGGAAGCUAAGGCUAGCUAACGGACCAAUCUAUACCAGAAAGGCCUUCUCCCUCUAUUUCCUCUCCAGCCCUUCAACUCAAACAUUGACAUGUGACUCUUCUGCAUUAAUCCGCACCUGAUAGUAAAAAUGUUCUCUAUCCCCACUUUUCAUACGAUAACUACUGCAAAUUAUUGUGAUUCAACCAUUGUAUUCACCAGCUUCUUUUCCUAGUAUUUUUUUUUUACAUUCUUCAUAUCUAUUUUUACUUUCUUUUAGUUUUUUCUGAUGAAAUCUUUUACUUCUUCUCUUUUUUCUCAAUCAAUCUUUUUGUAUUCUUUUAUCAUUUCAUAUUUUGCUAAUGUGCCCCUCUCCAUGCGCUAGUUAUUUGUUCUGUCUAUGGACCUACUAGCACUGUUCAGGUAAGGAAAAGGCCUAUCUAUUUCUUCCAGCAGUGUAGUUUAAAAAUGAAAAAAACGCCACAUACAGACUGCUUCGACUUCCCCCUCCACCUUUGUCUCCACGUCUUUUGUUUCUCACAAGUUAUUCUAUGCGGACAUAUGAUGGUUAGCUACAGACAGCAAAUGGAACAUGAAAAGGGAGGAGAAAAUGAGAUAUCAGUCUUAGAUCAUACUCAGGUAGGUGCUGUAGCAGACAGACCACUUUCUGGUAUAGGGCCAAACUUCCAACGCCAGGCAGAGGCAGCAGUCAGCUGAAAGACAGACCAAUUUUAGUCCUCUUAUGGGGUAUUAUAUGUCUUCAUCCAGGCUGUCUUGUCGGUCAUACUGUCUUUACAUCUUUUUUGCAUGACCUUUCUGCUCUUCAUGCCAGGUUUGUGCUCUUCCUUCUCAGCCACCAAGAGACAUUUUCACUCUUUGUGCUCAGUCCAUUUUGUCCUUUCUGUAUUUUACUGCAGUAUACCUGCCACUCACUAUUCAUUGUUUAUCUUCCCAGUUAAGAAGCAUCUCACCUGCUUAUCCCAUAUUUUUAUCUCUUACCAAUCAUUCAUCAAGUGGCAUACAUUAAUGUUGUUUCCACAUUCUAUCUGUUAUGCUUUCUCCAGUCUAAGUUGGAAAUGUCCCUCUAUAGUCAUAGUAUUGUCCCUUUCAAAAUAUCUCUAAAUCUGGGCAAGAAAAUAUGGAAAUCUUGGGAAAUACUAUUUUGGGGUGUAUUUUUGUUUUUUAUAUUAUUCAGUCAGUCCCAGAAGGGGGAUCAGUGUGAAUGGCCAUGAGCUGGUUAACCUGGCGCCCAAAAUCUGUAAUGGCUGGGGAAAAAAAAUUUCAAAUCAGCAAAUUUGUGUGGAAGAAAUCCCCCUGCAAGAAGUGAUGGAUGGAUUUGGUUUAUAUGUGUAUGGACUCAACGAGAAUAAGGCCCUGCAGCUUACUUUCUUUUUUAAACAAAGCGAUACACAGGUGCCUUUGCUACUGUUGGUAAAAGCACAUCACAGUCUGAACAUUCACACUACCCUCAGUGGACCAUCUGCAAGUGUCUCUGAACUAUCUAUUUUAUCAAUCUACCUAUCUAGUUUGUUUUCCCUUUCUGUCCCUUUCUGCUCCUUCCCUCCUGGUUUUGUAGAACUCAGUAUAUCCAGCUGAACAAUGAAUAAUUCAAUCAUUUAAAGUUUAAUUUUCUGAUGUGUUCCCCUAUGGUUUAUUCUUGAUAAUAAAAAAGCACAAA